AGAUGCCAGAGGUAGCGAUGACGACGGUUGCUCUGAUCCAAAUAACACUAACCGUAAGAAGAAGACCCGUACUGUGUUUAGCAGACACCAGGUAUCACAGCUGGAGCUAAUGUUCGACAUGAAACGAUACCUUAGCAGUCAGGAAAGAGCCCAUCUUGCACAGAAACUUCAUCUUACCGAAACACAGGUGAAAAUCUGGUUUCAAAAUCGACGUAACAAAUUCAAACGACAGGCGGCUACCGAUGAUCCGACAGCUACACUUCAGAUGCAUCGCACUAAUAUGUUCGGACAUACGAUGCCCACAUCAGAACGAAUUCAGUCAAUGUCUUCCAGGUGA
Messenger RNA from Cylicostephanus goldi, 337 nucleotides. NCBI's taxonomy places the organism in Eukaryota, Metazoa, Nematoda, Chromadorea, Rhabditida, Strongylidae. The record is from the annotation of a GenBank genome assembly.